Molecule: messenger RNA, 3202 nt
Organism: Eriocheir sinensis (Chinese mitten crab)
Lineage: Eukaryota; Metazoa; Arthropoda; Malacostraca; Decapoda; Varunidae
Product: SET domain-containing protein SmydA-8-like
Exons: 5
Coding region: 1259-2947 (562 amino acids)
Molecular function (GO): protein binding
Source: RefSeq, a predicted model, not a curated record
GCGGGUUUCGUUCUCGCGGCGACGCAAAACUAGCCCAAACCAGCCCAAUUAAAUUUUUUGCUAUCUAUACAGUUCAAACAAUCACGGUAAGCCUCAGCGAGCACUUUGUAUUACCGUUAAAACUCUAUGUGAAUAUUCUAAGCGCAGGUAGCAGUAGGUAUGAGCAGCAGAGGCUGGGUGGUUGGUAGGCUUGACUUGCAGCAGCUUGGCGGAUUAAGCGGAAUGACAUAAUAACGCGGGGCGGGGCUGGCUGCGUACGGGAGGAAAGACGCGGGCUAACAACACCCCAUGGACUUUUUCUUGGCCUUGUAAUGGACUAGGCAUAGGCGAGAGACACGUGUGUAGAUGUGUGUAAUGCAGGGCAAGCCUGUGAAUACUGGGACUCCGCACCACGUUAAAUAACAAUGAGUGUCCUGGCUGACCUAUUUUCUGCCUUGUACCAGUUCUGACGGUGGUGACGCGAUGGUUACCUUGCCUUGCGUGGGCGAUGAGGGGAGUGGAUGCGUAAUAGAUGGAUUAAGCAGGAGAGACGAUGCAAAUACAGUUCUGGUUGUAUAUAGUAUAUAUGUUAUAUAUAAUACAUAUGUUAUGUAAUCACAGCCCUGAUAUGAACAUGGAAGAUAUGAAAGGAUGAGAGAAUUAGAUAUACGUGAAAAUCAUAAUUGAGUAGCUACAUCAAUCAGUACCGCACUACCUCCUCCACGUGCCGCCCUGAGCCGUGUCACCUUUCCGCCUUUGCAGCCCUCCAGCCGACACACAUAUCUGUCCCGCGCUCUGCCUGGGAACAUCUGUGGCUGCGUGUUUUUAGUCCUCCCUCUGGAAUGUGAGUGCUUCCGGCCAUUACGAGCUAAAAACUGUGUGACACAGGCCGGAAGAGACAGAGGGAGGCAGGAAGUUUAAAGGGAGAGCGGGAGGAAGGGCACGUGCGACGGGCGGCUCCCAAAAUAGUGUGGCGAGCAGCAGUGUGUUAGUGCCCGGCCGCAGUGCUCGCCCGUCAGCCGUCCACGCCCACACGCCCGCUGGUGCUUGCAGGCACGACGUGGCCGUGGACUGACGCCUUCUGUGCGGUGUUCUGCAGGUGGUGGCCGCGCCGAGGACGGCAGCAGUGAGGUGCCACAAGAAGUGUACAGCGUGCAGUGCCACGCCCCUACCUGCCCUGCCUGACUGGCCCUCCUUUGUGUUGUUUGUGUAGAGAUGUGAGCUGUGACCCGUGCAGAGGCCAAGGUGUCCCCGGCAGGGGUCAGGCUGCCCGCAGGUCAUGGCCGGUGAGGGGGAGUUAGAGGCCGGGGCGGGAGUGUUGGAGGAGCGCCUGCGAGGGCUGUUGGCCCACAACCCCGCCUGGCUGGGGCCCGAGGCAGCGCCGCCCUGGUGUGCUGACCUCAGCCUGAGUCAUGAGGAGCUGCUGGAGCGCACCCGACAGUGGAGGGAGGAAGGAGGUGGCGUGACGGGCCCUGCGGCACCGCCCAUGCGGGUGGUGCAGAGUGAGGAGCUUGGGCGACACUUGGUGGCGGCGCGGGACAUAGCGGCGGGCGAGGUGCUGCUGGUGGAGCCGCCGCUGCUGCUGUCGCUGAGGGAGAGGUCGCCGCCCUCGUGCCUCACCUGCUUCAGGCGAGCCAUCACCUACACCUGCCCUGCCUGCGGGUUUUUCCUGUGUGGGCCGGAGUGCGGCGCAGCGGCGCACGCCGAGGAGUGCGCCGUGCUGGGGAGGCUGGGCCUGGGACAGCCCGCGCCGCGCCCCGAGGAGGAGGUACGGUUGGCGGCGCUGCCCGAGGAGCAGCGGGCCCAGGCAAGGGAGCUGCUGCAACAGGCGGCCAUGACCGCCGAGCAGCAGCGGCGGCUGGAGGUGCUGCGGCAGUAUCGGCUGGUGCCGGCUGUGACGACACUGCUGGCCGUGCGGAGCAGCCCUGCCGUGGCGGGCCUGGUGACGGCGCUGCAGGGGCACGUGUCCCCCUCGUCGGCUCGCUACGCCGCCAACCAACGGCGGGUGGUGGAGGCGGCGGUGGGGCGCCUCGGGGUGACCAGUGACCCCGCCUCCGUGCACCGCGUGUGUGCCGUCUGGGACACCAACGGGUUCGAGGUGCCGCUGGCCUCGGGCUCGCGCGUGGUGGGUCUCUUCCCCGCCGCCUCGCUGCUCACCCACGACUGCCGCCCCAACACCCAGCAGUGGUUCACGGGCGAGGGCGUGGUGGUGGUGCGGGUCGUGGCGCGGGUGGCCGCGGGGGAUGUGGUCACCACCAGCUACACGGACCCCCAGUGGGCCACGAUCCUGCGCCAGGAUCACCUGCGGCUCUCCAAGCAGUUCACGUGCACCUGUACACGAUGCCGCGACCCCACCGAGCUGGGUACCUUCCUAGGCUCCCCGCGCUGCCCGGCCUGCGGCGCCGCCCUCCUGCCCACCGAUCCCCUGGACCCUCACGCCCCUUGGAGCUGCAGCGGCCGAGCCUGCACCCACACCGCUUCUGCCGCUCAGGUGGCCGCGGUGGGGGCCAAGGUGGGCACCCAGCUGAAGGGCCUCACCCCCAACGACGUGGUCGGCCUCACCGCCCUCAGCAGGCAGCUCCAGGACACACUCGUCCCCACCCACCACGUCCUGAUGCAGUUGCACGUCUCCACGCUCAAGACUCUCUUCUCCAGGGACCUGCGGGAGCUGGGUGCCGAGGACCUUGCCACCCUCUCGGCCAUCUCGUCCAUCGUGAAGGGAGUCCUGCGGCGCCUCGAGCAGCCACUCACGCGCCUCUCAGUCAGGAUGGGCCGCGAGGAGGUGCGUCUGGUCCUGGAGAACGUGCGUCGCGGGGUGUUGACAGGGCAGGAGGCGAAGGACAGACUUGAGGAGCUGAAGGGCGUCGUGGAGGAGUGCCGCCUGGUGCUGGGAUGGGACGCCCGCAUGCCGCCCUUCGCCCCCGUCUACAGGGAGUACCAGGAGGCCUUGCAGCAGAUGUCCUCCUGAGAGUGUCAAGCUUAGAGGCGCUGCGUGGUGGUGGUGGUGGUGGUGGUGGUGGUGGUGGUGGUGGUGGUCAUGGAAGUAGGAAGGGUGGAGAGACUAAUGCGACGUUUAAGAAUCAGGCGCUAAUUUUGAAUGUGGGGUCAUGGUGUGGUUAAGGUCAGGUCAUGUGCCCGUAAGGAGUACUGGCAUGUCAUUUUGGAUUUGGGCAACGCAGGUCCCGAGAGUUUAGCAGGUCUUUUAUACACACACACACACACA